Messenger RNA from Capsicum annuum, 3716 nucleotides. Its product is annotated as formin-like protein 2. Bases 697 to 3531 code for a protein of 944 amino acids. Gene Ontology annotation, biological process: actin cytoskeleton organization; actin nucleation. Gene Ontology annotation, molecular function: actin filament binding. The transcript is spliced from 4 exons. Lineage: Eukaryota; Viridiplantae; Streptophyta; Magnoliopsida; Solanales; Solanaceae. The record is from RefSeq and is a predicted model, not a curated record.
CUCUUUUUCCAUCCGUAAUCCAUCAGCACAUCAAUCCACAACUUUCUACCCUUUGAAUCAUAGCAGCUUACAAUACUACUACUAGUCCAGUCCAGUACAUUACAUUAUUGAUUUGCACAGUAAGAAUCUUUUGCUUUAUUUUUUGUUUCCCUCCCUUUUGUUAAGGUGAUUUCUUCAUGUAAAGGUACUUUCAUGUAUGGUAGGGCCCUCUAUUUUGAAUUUCUUGAACUACACAAUUUUUAUAUUAUUUGUUUUGCACUUUUCGUUUUCUUUCCUCAUUGUUGUCACUGUUCAUGUAACAUCCUUGUUUGCCUGCACCAACAUUCUUUUCCUCCUCAUUCCGCUUAUUCUUCACCAACCAACCUAUGCUUAAACCAUUGAUACCACACACCCUUUUGCCUUUUCUGAAAAGUUGCCAUCACUUACUUGCCACAGUGAUUGAGCAAUCAAAGGUGCUUUGAUAAACAAAGCUCAAAAGUUUUGCCUUUUCCAUAACCAUUUGUCUCUUAUCCAAGUACUACCCACCCCAACCCUCUCGAGAUUUUGUUUACCAGUUGCUACUCUUCAAGAGCAGGGCUGCUUCUUCCCUCCCCACCUAUGUGAUUCUCUGAUCAAUAUAGUGUCCCUGCUAUAAUCAACACUUCCUUCUCUCUAAAUCCCCCCAAAAUUUGAAUUUUUUGCACUACUCCCACAAAAAUGACUUCUCCGCUACACAUUAUCACUCUUCUUCUAUUGACACUUCUCUCCUCCACAACUACCACCAUCGCAGCCUUCUUCCAGCAGCCCCGGCGGAUCCUCCAUCAACCCUUUUUUCCAGUUGUUGAUUCCCUCCCAUCAACUUCACCUCCUUCCAUAACUCCCCCGCCCCUGUCUUCUCCUCAACCUCAGCCUCAGCCCAAAUUUCGAUUUUCUUCUCUGUCACCGCUAAACACGCCCUUAACACAAAACCCAUUUUUCCCGCUCUUUCUUUCACCACCACCACCACCAUCAUCUCCUCCUCCACCUUCUGACACUUUCGCAACCUUUCCAGCCAACAUUUCCUCCCUCAUUCUCCCACAAUCUUCCUCUCAUCGUUCUACAAAACCCAUCUCUGGCAAACUCAUUGCUAUCAUUAUCUCAGUUUGUAUUCUUUCUGCAACUUUUGCCACUUCUCUUAUCGCCUUUUUCCUUCAUUACCAUCGCCACAGAAAAGCCGAAGAGAAAAGCUACUACCAGCGAACAGAUAGUCUCCGACUUGUCCCUCCCAAUGCCACUCCGUCCGACGGUGGUGCCGUCAAGAAACACCCACCUCCUCCGCCUCCUCUUCCGGCGAUGGAGGUGCCACGUCACACCUCCACUUCCACUAGCUCGGAAUUUCUUUACCUCGGAACACUCGUGAGAUCAAGAGAAGUUGAAUCACUGGAACUCCGACCAACUGACGGAGUUGCAAUAAACCACCAAAGACCAGGAUCACCGGAGCUCCUGCCAUUGCCGCCGUUGCCACGUCAGAAUUUCUGGCAUACCCGCAGCAAUAAUGGUGGCUCCCCUGGUGAAGAUGAUGAGAAUGAAGAAGAGUUUUUCUCUCCUAGAGGGUCUACAGGGGAUAAAGGUAGUCCGAGUCACACUAUAUCAAGUUCUCAUGCAGCACCAUAUGAAUUUCCAUUACAAAACCAGAAUAGAUUUCCUUACUCAAAUUCGAAUUCUCCUUCUGAAUCCGCAUUGAAUAGUCCUUCAAUAGAGCUUAACCUAAGCCCAAGAAGCUUAACGUCCAAAUCCCCUGAUUCGUUGGUGAAUUUUCUGGCACCACCACGGCUUAUUCGUGCACGGACGUUCAGGGAAUUUUCAUCACCUCCGUUAUCUUCGGCUGAUACCCAUAAUUCCCCUUCAAUAGUUUCGGAUUCAUCAGCACGAAUCUCUGAGUCUUCGCUGCGGAAUCUGGGUGAUUUUGGGAGCAAUGUGUCAAUAAAAUCGCCACCACCACCGCCUCUGGCCCCACCACCAAGGUUUUGGGAAGCUCCUCUAGUUCCAAAAUUUGUGGAGGCGGAAAAUGGUGGACCCCCGGUGCUGGUGGCACCAUCUAUGCCUGUUUUACGUUAUCAGGUUAAUGGCAUUAUUAAAAGCUCGGAGGUUGUCGAGAGAAGCAAUGAUGAGAGUUCAAAGCCAAAGCUGAAACCUUUGCAUUGGGAUAAAGUUAGAGCUACCUCAGAUAGAGUAAUGGUUUGGGAUCAAUUGAAAUCUAGCUCUUUUCAGUUGAACGAGGAAAUGAUAGAGACUUUGUUCACAGUGAAUUGUUCAAAUUUGAACUCUAAAGAUGGGAUAACACGGCUGAUACAGCCAGUGCUGAAUCAAGAAAACCGAGUGCUUGAUCCGAAGAAGUCUCAAAAUAUUGCAAUUUUGUUGAGGGCACUUAAUGUCACUAAUGAAGAAGUUUGUGAAGCACUUUUAGAGGGGAAUGCUGAUACUCUGGGAAAUGAGAUACUCGAGGGUUUAUUGAAGAUGGCUCCCACUAAAGAAGAAGAGCUGAAGCUGACAGAGUUUAAAGAUGAAUCACCAUUCAAGUUAGGCCCAGCUGAAAAGUUUGUCAAGGCUGUGCUUUAUAUCCCUUUUGCAUUUAAUAGGGUGGAGGCAAUGCUAUAUAUUGCAAACUUCGAUUCAGAGAUUGAAUAUCUUAUCAAGUCAUUUGAGACACUAGAGACUGCUUGUGAAGAAUUAAGGAAUAGUACGAUGUUUCUAAAGCUACUAGAGGCUGUACUCAAAAGGGGGAACCACAUGAAUGUUGGAACUAACAGAGGAGAUGCCCGUGCAUUCAAGCUUGACACACUUCUUAAGCUUGUAGAUGUUAAAGGUGCUGAUGGGAAGACCACACUACUGCAUUUUGUUGUUCAGGAAAUCAUCAGAGCUGAAGGGUCUCGUCUUUCUGGUGGUGAUGAUCAGAAUAAUCCAAAUGUAGCGAAGCAGCAAUCUACUCUACGGGAUGAGGUUGAAUUCCGAGAGAUUGGCCUUCAAGUUGUUUCUCGCCUGAGUGGUGAGCUUACAAAUGUGAAGAAAGCUGCUGCCCUGGACUAUGAUAUUGUUAGCAAUGAAGUUGCAAAACUAGCUGCAGGAAUUGCUAAGAUCACUAAUGUUGUUAAGCUGAAUGAAGAUUUGGUGCUGAGUGAGAGUAGGAGAAAAUUUUCCGAGUCAAUGAAUGGAUUCUUGAAGACGGCAGAGCAAAAAAUCAUCAACAUCCAAGCUCAAGAGGGUGUUGCCAUCUCAAUGGUGAAGGAGGUGACAGAAUAUUUCCAUGGUGACUCAGUCAAGGAAGAAGCUCGGCCACUUAGGGUAUUCAUGGUAGUAAGGGACUUCCUCUCUGUCCUCGAUCAGGUGUGCAAAGAUGUUGGGAGAAUGACUGAGCGAAUCAUAAUAAGCUCAGGUAGACAAUUUCCAUUGCCAGUCAAUGCAGGGCUUCCCCAAGUUCUUCCUGGAUACAAUGUGAGGCAACAGGAUAACUCCUCUGAGGAUGAAACAGGGCAUGAAAUAUUGUUAUUAGAUGAAGCAAUUGUUAUCAGAUAACUUCCUUAAUCGUAGUAAACUGGUUUAUUUCCACUGUAUAGUUUGUUGGAUCCUAUGGAUUGGCCUUCUUGUUGAUGUUGAUAUCCUAAGUGUAGUGGAUAUCUGUCUCGCUUUCCCAUCUGUAUUUAAACCUUUUCCUAGCCGCAUUCUAGAGCUAUCUUAUCCAUAUAUAGUUUUAUUGGUAA